ACUCCUCUUGGUCUCUCUCAUUUUUAGGGUUUUUUAGAUUUUGUUAAAAGGGGUAGGUAUUAGUAUUAGAUAGGCGUCAUCAGAGGAAUGUAUAGUUUUUUAUAUGUUCCAUUUCCUUAUAUUUCUGUUACUUAAUUCUCUCUCUCUCUCUCUCUCUCUCUAGACUGGAGAAAAAAUGGAGAGCUCUGCAUUUGCUCUCUCUCCCACGACGCAAUUUCUCAAUACCAGAAAACUUAUAAAUCGGAGAUCGUACUUUAAAUUCAAUCCGAUUUCACUCUCUUCAUCGAAGAAAUCGCUUGAUCUCAACCCCAUCCAUGGCGACUCUGGCUUGGCAGAUCAUAGAUCAUCGCCACUCUGCUCCUCGUCGUGUUUCAGAAACUGGAUUUCUGCUCCACCUUUCGUCUCCAAUCGGAAGAAGAAGGAUUUUCAGGUGGAAGCUAUUUCAGUUCCCGAGAGUGCUGGCGAGAGCGGCGAGAGCGCGAAAUCGAGUAGUUUGAUCAAAACUUUGGAGAUCGGGCUUCUGUUCGGCAUGUGGACUCUUUUCAACAUCUACUUCAACAUUUACAACAAACAGGUUCUGAAGGUUUAUCCGUUCCCAGUAACUGUCUCCACAUUUCAAUUCUUUACAGGGACUGUGCUUGUCAUUUUAAUGUGGGCAUUUAAUCUACACAAUAGACCAAAAAUUAGUCGUUCGCAGCUUGUAGCAAUCAUACCAUUGGCCAUGGUUCACUCAUUGGGAAACCUUUUCACCAACAUGAGUCUUGGAAAAGUUGCUGUUUCUUUCACACACACAAUCAAAGCCAUGGAACCAUUUUUCUCAGUUCUUCUCUCUGUUUUGUUUCUUGGGGAGAUACCCAGUGCCUGGGUUGUGGUUUCCCUUCUACCAAUUGUUGGUGGUGUAGCAUUGGCAUCUCUAACAGAAGCCUCUUUUAAUUGGGCUGGGUUUUGGAGUGCAAUGGCUUCCAACCUGACUAACCAGUCACGUAAUGUCCUCAGCAAAAAGGUCAUGGUCAAGAAAGAGGAAUCCAUGGACAAUAUCACUCUUUUCUCAAUAAUAACAAUCAUGUCAUUUAUCAUGUGUCUGCCACUGACUCUCCUCAUGGAAGGUGUCAAGUUUACUCCUGCAUACAUGCAGGCUGCUGGAUUGAACGUUAAAGAGGUAUGCCUGAGGUCUCUACUUGCUGCUCUCUGUUACCAUGCUUAUCAACAGGUUUCUUAUAUGAUAUUACAGAGGGUGUCCCCAGUUACACACUCUGUGGGCAACUGUGUGAAACGGGUUGUGGUCAUUGUGACCUCAGUUCUCUUCUUCCAGACUCCAGUCUCUCCCAUCAAUUCUCUUGGAACUGGUGUGGCUCUUGCAGGAGUAUUCUUGUACUCUAGGGUCAAGAGGAUAAAGCCAAAGCAGAAAGCAGCUUAAAGUUAUAGGAGAGCUAGUGUCUGUAACUACUACAAUCAGGAAACAAAAUCUUUCCUCAUAGUAUUUAGCUUAGCUGGGUCAGGUAGAAGACUCUUUGUCUAGUGACUCUAGUCACAAUUUUAUUCUUUCGCUGCUUCUCUCAAAAUUUUUCGUGCGGUGAACAAGCUGGAUUUGGAGCCAAAGACUCUUAUGUAAUUUCAGUUCUUCACUAGUUACUUUGAAUGAAGCAAGAGAUGAUCUACCGAUGA
Macadamia integrifolia is the source of this 1665-nucleotide messenger RNA. RefSeq names its product phosphoenolpyruvate/phosphate translocator 1, chloroplastic-like. Bases 176 to 1417 code for a protein of 413 amino acids. The transcript has 9 exons. Gene Ontology annotation, biological process: transmembrane transport. The record is from RefSeq and is a predicted model, not a curated record. NCBI's taxonomy places the organism in Eukaryota, Viridiplantae, Streptophyta, Magnoliopsida, Proteales, Proteaceae. Gene Ontology annotation, cellular component: membrane; Golgi apparatus. Gene Ontology annotation, molecular function: antiporter activity.